UAAAAUUCUAAUAAGAAUCAUGAAUAUUUUCAUUAAGGGGCAUUUAUUUUUUUAUUAUGGGCGCAACAUUAUUUACCAGCAAAAAAGAAGAAAAACCCAAAGACAAUAAUGGGUCGAAAGAGAGACCAAUCCCGCCCCGUUCCGUACUCCACUAAACGCCGGCGCCCUCUCCCACCGCCACCCGAUGACGCGGCCAGUACAGCUGCCGCAGUCGACGAUCUUUUCCCUGAAAAUCCCCCGGCUUCUUCUAAACCACCAACGACGGUGGUUAUUCUCGGGAUUCCGGCGGAGUGUUCAGUCCUAGACCUAAAGUCACGGUUCGAGAUCUACGGCGCAAUCUCCCGCACCCGCAUGGACCCCGCCGGACUCGCCCUUAUAACUUUCCGGUCCAGAGAUUCUGCUGAGUCCGCCGUGCACGCCGCUUUCCCGAUUACCCUCCAUUCAAAACCAGUGCGAGUGAUGUGGGCAAGUGAUGAUCCGGCGCUGCAAUGGAGGAAGGAAGGGGUGUCUAAAAAAGAAGGGAAAAUGGAGGUUUUGUCAAAGCUGGUUAGGGCAGAGGUGCCCUUAAGUAGGCAUGGGAGAGGUAACAAGAGGAUGGGGUCUGCAAUUGCUAGCCCUAAAGAUGAGAAUAUUGCUAAGAGUUACACCAGCAAGAAACAAGGUGGGAUUGCUUUGAGGUUAGGGGUUCCUUUCAAGGGCAGGAAGCUUGUCACCUAUGACGACAUUCUUUAAGGUGUCAUGCUACAACGACACUAAUUUUGACACCACGACAUAUUGGGUUGUCUGUGUGAACAAAUAUGAAUUCAUAGUAACAUUGUUCUUCUUUACGUUAGAUGUUGUCACGUCGCUAAUGAUGGUUAUAGGGGGAUUUAAGUUGUAUCGUGGUCCUUAACUUAUGAUCACAAUGUAAUCGGUAGUGUUGUUUUUGAAGUUAAGACCUAAAUUUUAUGUGGGUUCCUUGUAAAAAUGAUGAAUUUAUGUUCUGUUUGG
Cuscuta campestris is the source of this 990-nucleotide messenger RNA. Lineage: Eukaryota; Viridiplantae; Streptophyta; Magnoliopsida; Solanales; Convolvulaceae. The record is from the annotation of a GenBank genome assembly.